This is a messenger RNA of Onychomys torridus (southern grasshopper mouse), 1682 nucleotides long. It is a transcript of the gene Klk13, whose product is annotated as kallikrein related peptidase 13. Bases 43 to 873 code for a protein of 276 amino acids. The record is from RefSeq and is a predicted model, not a curated record. Gene Ontology annotation, biological process: proteolysis. The transcript is spliced from 5 exons. Lineage: Eukaryota; Metazoa; Chordata; Mammalia; Rodentia; Cricetidae. Gene Ontology annotation, molecular function: serine-type endopeptidase activity.
CCAGGCCCCGCCCACCCUGCCCACCCCUAUCCCGGAGCUAUCAUGUGGCCCCUAGUGGCUGCCAUCGCCUGUCUGACCGUGGCCUUGUCCGGAGGAAUCUCCCGGGACUACCCCAAGAUUCUCAAUGGGACCAAUGGGACCAACGGUUUUCUCCCAGGCGGCUACACCUGCCUCCCCCACUCUCAGCCUUGGCAGGCAGCUCUACUGGUACAUGGACGGCUUCUCUGUGGAGGUGUUCUGGUUCACCCCAAAUGGAUACUCACAGCAGCUCAUUGCAGAAAAGAUGGGUACACAGUUCACCUAGGCAAGCAUGCCCUGGGGCGUGUGGAAAACGGCGAGCAGGCAAUGGAGGUGGUCCGCUCUAUCCCCCAUCCUGAAUACCAGGUCAGCCCCACCCACCUGAACCAUGACCAUGACAUUAUGCUUCUGGAGCUGAAGUCCCCAGUCCAGCUCAGCAGUCACAUCCGUACUCUGCCGCUCUCCCCAGACGACUGCCUACCCACAGGCACCUGCUGUCGUGUUUCUGGCUGGGGCACCACCACCAGCCCCCAGGUGAAUUACCCUAAAACCCUGCAGUGUGCCAACAUCGAACUGCGCUCAGAUGAGGAAUGCCGGCAGGUGUAUCCCGGGAAGAUCACUGCCAACAUGCUCUGUGCUGGUACCAAAGAAGGCGGGAAGGACUCUUGUGAGGGUGACUCUGGGGGCCCACUGGUUUGCAACGGCAAACUCUAUGGCAUCAUUUCAUGGGGAGAUUUUCCAUGUGGACAGCCCAACCGACCUGGUGUCUACACACGAGUUUCAAAAUAUGUGCGUUGGAUCUGGGAGACCAUCAGAAACACUCCGAAGCAGAGACGGACAAAGGGCAUACAAUAAAACUGGGUUAAUUUGCCUGCCUCUCCCCCCCACACACACACUGUGCCUAACUCAUGGCGUGCCUCCAUUCUCUGUUCCCUCUGCCCUAAGUGUCCCUUUGGAACCACGGACUCACAUUCACUACCAGCCACAUCCCCUCUACCAGCCUUGAAGCACCUCAAUAACUUGAGUUCUCCAACCCAAAUACCAUCCAAGUCCACAGCUACAUCAUCAUGGCCACCAUAAACUGGAGUUGAUGGUUGAGACCUGCGUGUCUCAACUCUGUCCAUGCUCUCCAGUCCUUUCAUGAACUCAUCUCAGUAGUAUUCUGUAGAUAGACCUUCCCCAAGAGCCUCUUGGAACCCUCAGAAUACUUACCCCCUGACAAAACUGUACGUUUCAUAUUCAAGAAGGUUCUAGACUCCUUGCAUUCUGAAAGUCUCUCUUGUCCAGAAUCUUCUGCCCUAACCACAUCCUAUGCACUUCAAGGUCACCCACCACAGGUAUUCUAGCGCCUCUGCUCAUUCCUACUACCAUAUCCUGACACAAACUACAUCCCACAUUCUACAAGGCCCAGCCGCUGCCAACUCUGCCCCUCUCUGAGUCACUGUCACUGCAGAGCAACAGCUCUCUGGCCCUACAGCUACAGGAGCCAAAGGGCCUCCUUUCUAGGUCUUAUCACCCCCACAAGUCUCCUUUUGUCUCCCCAUGAACAUCCUUACCCAAUCAAUAGUCCUUGUUGUCAUAUCUUUGCCUAUGACCCUGCAUCUGCUUAAUGCUAAUCCCUGCUUUGAAUAAGUCAUAAAACUCACAACUUCUUUGCUUCCUUU